Molecule: messenger RNA, 1485 nt
Organism: Cyprinus carpio (common carp)
Lineage: Eukaryota; Metazoa; Chordata; Actinopteri; Cypriniformes; Cyprinidae
Product: small integral membrane protein 22-like
Exons: 4
Coding region: 167-409 (80 amino acids)
Biological process (GO): regulation of cell population proliferation
Source: RefSeq, a predicted model, not a curated record
UACUUUAUGACUAGAUUCCUGUAGUUUUGUGCAAUCAUCGCACUUCCGCAAAACUAUCUGAACAGCCUUCAAGAACAAGAGCUGCUCAGAGCAGCACAGCACACAGGUGUGCGCACCAACCCGGAAACACCACAGCAAAAACAACAGGAAUCCUCUUGCUGAAGUCAUGGAUAAGAGCAUUCAGCAGGAUUUUGAGAACCAGUUCAAUGAUGUGGUCUCUAGACUACAGUCAAAGAAGAUGUUUCAGUCGGACUGGGACAUUGCCUCGUUUGCGGUCUUCUUCAUCUUUAUAGGCAUGGUGCUGUUGCUGGUCAUCUUGGUUCUCAUCCGCUGCUGCUGCUGCUGCUGCUGUGAUGAGAAGCCAAGAAGACAGAAGGUGGGCAUCGACAAUUUGGGAAUGGAGCCGUGAUCUUCCAGAUACAACAGGCACUAUAACGUCUAUUAUGCCACCUAAUCAUUAUAUCAUUUCAAGAUUCAAGAUUUUUAAUCGUCACAUACACAAUUAUAUAGAGCAUAUAUAACCAGCAGUGAAAUGUGAGUCAAGUCCGGUCCAUGGAUAGUGCAAUUAUUAAAGAAUACAACACAGAUGAAAAUAUACAUAAAUAUAGCUAUGAAAGAAUGAAAUAAAAGUAUAAGAAUAAAUAUACAAAAAAAAGAUGUAUACUGUAGAAUUAAAUAUAGAAUGGAAAAUAAUGUGCAUGAAAGUACAUUGUAGUCUUAAAUAUUAAGUUACCCAGGGAGGUACAAGAGGCAAUGUGCAUUAUACUGUACUAGUAUAUAUGGAGGAAGGAGAAAGAUGUUUUAGGUAGAUACUUCCUUAUAGGGAUGAUAAAACCAAAAACCUUUCCCUACUGUGUAAAAACGCUGUUAAUAUUUACCCAGGAAAUCACAUGAUUUAAAUUAAUUGUUUAUUGUAGAUACCAGAUGCACUGCAGCAGAUUUUAUAAAGAUGCAUGCUCACCAGUUUGGAAGACAUUGGCUACUUAAACACUUUAUUGAAGCAGGUUAUAGCAACUUUCCUGGAUGGAACCGGUGCAGGCCCUUAACAUAUGGCCUCUGUUGAAAUUAACUUGUUUUUAGUUGUUCUUUGAACAGUGUUUAAUCUGUUAAAACUGGUCUUCCCAGAUGCCACUUAACCUACAAUCUCUUCUUCAGCCAGCCUUGUCCAAGAUUUAAGUGUUUUUAGUGGAUUUCUUUCAAAUGCUUGACUUUUAAAUCUGAAAUGUGUAUAAUACAGAACCUACACACUACAGAAGAUUAAAAAAAAAAAAAAAAAAAUGCCAAUGAGAUUUGCAAACAGAUAAGCAAUGCUUUACUUGUGAAAACUCUACCUUGGAAAAAUGAGGGUCAAUAUUUGUUUAACUUUUUAUAAUGUACCACAUUGUUUGUAUAGCUUUUAGACUUUGUAAACAAAAAAUAAAUAAAAUACAUACCUUUUAAAUGAACAGCAUAUAGCAAAUAAAAUGCACCUUUUAUUUAGACAUA